Molecule: messenger RNA, 3429 nt
Organism: Prionailurus viverrinus (fishing cat)
Lineage: Eukaryota; Metazoa; Chordata; Mammalia; Carnivora; Felidae
Gene: SNTG2
Product: syntrophin gamma 2
Exons: 16
Coding region: 1893-3317 (474 amino acids)
Cellular component (GO): intracellular anatomical structure; dystrophin-associated glycoprotein complex
Molecular function (GO): protein binding; structural molecule activity
Source: RefSeq, a predicted model, not a curated record
GGAAGUGAGCACACCCCAACCCUGAAGAGAAACAUGGUUAAGGGGAGAACGUGGCUCGAUGGAUGAGGUACUGGCCCCACGGUUGUGCACCGAGCGAGCUCGUCAGAGAGGACUGCUUUGGUUGAAUUAAAAAAUGCCUUUUGAGAGCACUAGUUUCCGUCUACACAUCUGCUGAGAGAAGGGCUUUCGAAACUUGUGUCUGUGGCCUGGCUGUGAGUUCGUGAAGCAUCAGGACACAGGAGGGGGUCCUUAGCUGGGUUGCUGUGUGGACGUUUUCAGCUAAAAGCUGUACAAGUUGUAUUUUCUAUUCGUUUUAACUAUCCACUAACUUUUACCAAUCUUGUUUUGAAAAAAUUGUUAAAUACGACAAUGCUACAUUCGUGUUAGAACCUAGGUAGUUACAUGAUCUUCAAUUGUGAGAACACAGGUUGGCUGAACCUUCUCCUGGCUUUGAAAUGUGAGAUUCUUACAAGUCCCAGUGAGGGAGUUUAGAAGAGCAGAAAGAAGAGGUUUUUCUUGACGAGACUUGACAUCCUGAUGUUUCUGUGACACUUGCUGGUUUCCCGUAAUUCUCUCCACUGGCUGUCUUCGCAGGCCCAGGCUGCCCAUGCAGAACCACGCAGAUAGUCAGGUGCCCUCUUCCCACCGCGCCCUCCACAGGCUUUCCUCUGAGCACAUGCAGAGAGGGCUCUGGGGUCCCCCCUCUUCCUGCUCCUGUGGGGACAGCAGUCCCAUGGUCUGGGGCCCAGCCUGUGACCCCUCCAACCUCACUCUACCUCCAAAUGUAGUCAUACAGGGAUGGGACUUCCACGUAGGGACUUGAGGGGAACAGUUCAGCCCACAGCAACUUUCUGUGUGGGACACACAGUAUCAUCCUCGCUUUCCAGACACAGAAACUCAAUUUCUCAGAGGGUUAAGUGACCAGGGCUCAUUUGCUCCAAAAGGAAAUUUUAGCAGAUUGCGUAGAGCAAAUACUUGAAUAAAUAGUGUUCUGGAUUAAUAACAGGUAACAGUCUCUUCAAGUUCUCCUGAACAAACGGUAAAGAGGCUCAUUGCAUAAAUUUUUUCUGCUUUCACCUGUUGGGACUAUUAGUCCAGAUUUUUGGUGUGCAUUAACCCGUUUUGCCUCAGGUGAUCAUUUUUUGAAGUUUUAUUCGAAGUUUCCUCCUGAGAUCGAUAUGUGAAUAAAAUUACUGAUUUACAGUGUCAUUUGGCAAAGUCUGUCUCAACAGAAACACCCUUGGCACUUUUCCAAACAUAUUUUCUCUAAAAUAUAUCCGCUUGCUCUCCAUGAGGUUCAAAUGCUCUCAUUAAUGGUGAAAGUUGGAAAACACGAUUGAAUGUUUGACAAAUUCCGUGCGGUGGAGAUUGCUGGCUGGUGUGGAAUCACAUGACCCUAUUUUCUGGGCUUUGGUUAGAAUAUUCCCCUCAGAGGCACGUUGGGUGUCGCCACACAUGCGGCAGGGACUCAGGCUGAAUGAUGAGGCAGCCGGUAACUGUCCCCUCCGCCUUUCCCGCUGAGUCGCUGGCUGACUCCAGACUUUGCGGACAGAAGACCCCCACGCACCGUGGGAUUUACGUCCCGAGUGUGUCUGCCCUUGGCAGGGAUGAGACGUGCUCCCAGCGUUCAGCUAAGUACUUGGAAAGGCCCGGAAGGAGCCCCCGCGAGUCUGUCAACGGGCGUGAGCUGGGCCUGCUCUUUACCGUCACCCCCUCGCGGGCAGUGCGGGACACGGAGACAGUGCGAUCCAUUACCCUGAAGCCAGCGUCCCCGACCCGCGGCUCUCUCUCUGCGUGUGAUGAUACAAACGGCCACCAGCUGAAGAUGCUGCAGCCACAGGACACUCAGAACACAGUGUUGCCGUUAAUAUCCACACGGGUAACGGAUUCCCAUGCGUGCACUAAAGGAGCACAGAACCGUUACGCUGCGCAGACAGCCCGUUGGCGGCUUGGGCCUGAGCGUAAAGGGAGGCGCUGAGCACAGGGUCCCUGUCGUCAUAUCAAAGAUAUUCAGAGGCCACGCAGCCGACCAGACAGGGAUGUUGUUCGUCGGAGACGCCGUCCUGCAGGUUAACGGCAUUAACGUAGAACACGCGACCCAUGAAGAAGUGGUGCAUCUUUUGAGAAACGCUGGCGACGAGGUGGCCAUCACUGUUGACUAUCUCAGGGAGGCGCCGGCAUUUCUGAAGCUCCCAUUAGGGUCCCCGGGGCCAGCCGGCGACCACAGCAGCGGGGCCUCAUCCCCUCUGUUUGACAGUGGACUGCAUCUGAACAGCAACCCCAGCAGCACAGAUUCGCCGUCGCCUUCCUCGCCCGCAGCUGACGCGCCACAGUAUGAGAAGCUCUGGCUGGACACGCUGUCCGUUCCUCUGUCUAUGGCCCGAAUCUCCAGGUGCAAGGCUGGAACAGGAAAAUGCAGGUCCGGCGCGUUCCAGGUGCUGGCUGUGGACGGCGUCCGCACGGGAGUCCUGCAGUUUCACACGGCCCGGGAGAGCGCCGACUGGCUGAGGGCAGUGUCCGCGACCAUCAGUGACCUGACACUGGAGAGCAUGAAAAUGGUGAAUGAGGGCUGUUCUCCUUGUGACCAGGUUGUGCACAUGGGCUGGGUCAGGGAGAGACUCGAAGGCACCAGCUCCCGUGAGACCUUCAGAUCCAAGUUCUUGGCCCUGAAAGGCUCUUUGCUGUAUGUUUUCAGCACCGCUCCGGUAAGCACAUUAGACUGGGUACGGGCAGAAAAAACCUACAACCUCUGUGAGGUACUAUUUAAACUUCACAAGCUCUGGCGGGCGGACGACGGCUGGCUCCACGAAGACUGUCACCUGGGUCCUCCUGGCUUCGCGCCCCAGCGGCCGUUCAGCUUCAGCGUCCUGGUCGGCCACGGCCAGAGUCGCGUCUUCAGCGUGGACCUGGGGAGCGAGCUGGCCGCCUGGGAGAGGUCUUUCCAGAGGGCCACUUUCAAGGAAGUUCAGAGAAGCAGGUCCAAAACAUACACGUGCAGCUGGCAAGGAGAAAUGCUGUGUUUCACGGUGGAUUUCGCGCUGGGAUUCACCUGCUCUGACAGCAAAACGAAGAAUGUGCUCUGGAGAUUUAAAUUUUCUCAGCUUAAGGGAUCUUCGGAUGACGGAAACGCUCGCGUAAAGCUGCUGUUCCAGCAUCCAGACACCAAACAAAUAGAGGUGAAGGAACUCGAAUUCCCGGACCUGACAGCCGUCCUGCACUGUGUUCACGCCUUCCUAGCAGCAAAGGUGGCCUCAGUGGACCCCGCAUUCAUGGACAGCCAGAGCUUCGCGAGGAAAAGUGCUUCUGCUGAGCGCUGAGCAUUAAAUUAUUUUCUUAAGAAAUGACUCUUUCCUGCAAAUAUUACAACUCUGUGUGAUUUUAUAAUGAGCCUCUAGUUGUGAUACCAAUAAAACGUGUCACUAGUUUCCA